CUUUAUGUUGGCCAGUGCUGUGGGUGGCUUGUCUGCUUGUCGGCCGUUUUCCUUCAUUCUCACCUCUCUUUCUACUCCCACCAUGCUGCGACAGGGGCUCCCCCGCACCGUGCUGGGUGCAAUGGAAUUCGGGAAUCGCAUGGAUGCCAAAACAAGCGACCAGGUGAUGCAGGAGUUCCUGAGGCGCGGAUACGACGAGGUGGACACCGCGCACUUUUAUGCUGGCGGAGAAAGUGAGCGGAUACUGGGGGAGAUGGGGCUAGGUGCCAGAGUGAAGAUAGCGACUAAAGCCAAUCCACUGGAAGGAAAUAAAAACCUAAAACCGGAGAGCGUGCGUCAGCAGCUAGAAGCUUCCCUGAAGAGACUGAAGACCUCCAGUGUCCACCUGUUCUACCUGCACAUCCCCGACCACAAGACCCCACUGGAGGAGACACUGGCAGCCUGCCAGGAGCUGUACCUGGAGGGAAAGUUCAAGGAGCUGGGUCUGUCCAACUACACGUCCUGGGAGGUGAUGAAGAUUUACUGCAUCUGUAAAGAGAGGAACUGGGUGCUGCCAACCGUAUACCAGGGUAUGUACAACGGCAUGACAAGACAGGUAGAGACGGAGCUGUUCCCCUGCCUGCGCCAACUCGGAAUCCGCUUCUACGCCUACAAUCCGCUGGCCGGGGGUCUGCUGACCGGCAGAUACAAAUAUGAGGACAAGGAUGGCGAGCAGGCGCCCAGCAGAUUUUUUGGCACCGCCUGGGCUGAAUUGUACAGGACGAGGUACUGGAAGAAGCAUCACUUCAAAGCGAUUGGCCUGGUGCAGAGGGCGCUGCAGGAGGCGUACGGCGAGGACAGGCCCACCCUGACGUCCGCCACUCUCCGCUGGAUGUACCACCAUUCUAAGCUACAGGGGAGUCGGGGUGACGCUGUGAUCCUGGGGAUGUCCAGUUUGCAGCAGUUUGUACAGAACCUGGACGGAGCCGAGGAAGGUCCCCUGCUUCCACCGGUGGUCACUGCCUUUGAUGAAGCCUGGAACCUGGUCGCCCAUGACUGUCCAAACUACUUCCGCUAGAACAUCGGACAGGGCGAGCUUUAUCCGAAUUGUUAUUUCCACCUAGUGUUCCUCAUCCCACUGGUGAACCUGCUUCUUUAUAUAUGAUUUGUAGUGGAUUUCAUACAUUAAACUGAUUACAGGUC
Messenger RNA from Bufo gargarizans (Asiatic toad), 1182 nucleotides. RefSeq names its product aflatoxin B1 aldehyde reductase member 3-like. The coding region runs from base 5 to 1057 and encodes 350 amino acids. The transcript is spliced from 7 exons. The record is from RefSeq and is a predicted model, not a curated record. Lineage: Eukaryota; Metazoa; Chordata; Amphibia; Anura; Bufonidae.